Messenger RNA from Cherax quadricarinatus, 7179 nucleotides. RefSeq lists its product as uncharacterized. The record is from RefSeq and is a predicted model, not a curated record. Gene Ontology annotation, cellular component: plasma membrane. Gene Ontology annotation, biological process: cell surface receptor signaling pathway; adenylate cyclase-activating G protein-coupled receptor signaling pathway. Gene Ontology annotation, molecular function: G protein-coupled receptor activity. NCBI's taxonomy places the organism in Eukaryota, Metazoa, Arthropoda, Malacostraca, Decapoda, Parastacidae.
AACCAGCACUCACACCAGUCAUGAUGCAGCAGACGUCCUCACAACCAGCACUCACACCAGUCAUGAUGCAGCAGACGUCCUUACAACCAGCACUCACACCAAGACUCUCUCUCCUGCAUGGACAAAGAGACAAGAGAGCACCAACUUGCAGCUUACCCUGCUGCUGCUCUGCCUCUCUAUGCUCUUAGAAAGGCUCUCAGCUGCAGAACAGGAGACCAAGGCCGCUUCCUCAACUACGGCCUCAACUUUACACCUGUCUACAGCUUUCAGUACAACGGUAGAUUGGUCAACAGAAGUCCCGAAGAUGCCGGUCAUCUAUCCACAGCCAGAAGUUGUGCCUAUCCCUCGCUGCAGCUCCACUGUUUCCCGUAACUGUUUCUUGGCUGGUACUCGACCCAUGGGGUGGAAGGCAGCUCACUCCUUCUGUCGCAGCCGCGGAGGGUUCCUUGCGGGGAAGGAUGAGUUGCAGCAACUGCAGGAGGUCUGGCCACCUUGGAACGUGACCUGGCUCCAGAGGAAUUUGACCUGGCCCAUAGGAAUCUUGGCCUGGCCAGUGCGAAACCUCAGCUUCCACGAGCUGACCUGGACGGCACUAACGAGGACCCACGGACAAUACCAGUGGAUGUCUGUUCACCCGGCCAUGGGGGACUUCGUACCCUGGUCGGAGAUACCUUACGCUUGGAGCGAGGAGUGUGCUGCGCUACACCUCUUCAGCCAGACCUUCUUCCUCAGUCCCUGUCACCAGACACUUUACUUCUACUGCAUCUUGCGUCCUGCUACACCAGAAGUGAACUUGACGGGCGUGGAGCUUCGUGUGAUGGCCAACAUGAAGAUAGAGGAUGGUUUAGUAAGAGUGAGCGAGAAUAAGUUCCCCUAUCUCUCUCUGACCUGCACGGCUCACCACACCUUGACGGGAGAACCUCUCCAGGACCAACCCCAGGCGUUCUGGAACAAGGAUGGAGUGUACGUCAGUUCGGUGACUUCUGUACAGUUACCUGUACUGAUGCACGACUCUACCAAGUCUUGGACGGAGGAACACUCUCACAUGGUGCUGAAGCAAGGCACCUUCUGGUGUGAGGCGUGGAUGUCCAAGUCAGAGGCCAGACUGAUCAGCAACCAGGUGUUGGUGACACUGGAUGGGUGGCUGGUGCUUGUUCUGGAUGCUCACCGCCACCUCCCUCCUUAUCCCACUAGGGACGAUGCUGUCCGCCAUAUUCAACACACUUUCACUGCUCACUUUCCUGACUUCAACAAUUACACGGUUGAUCUUACUUCUACAGUGAUGGAGUCGAGUGGAUCUGAAGACGCAUUUGUCAAAUAUCGUUUCCAAGUACACAUUCCUAGCGUCGGGGACCACUUCAAAAGGGUGCAGAAAUUAUUUGAUAAUGAUACUCAAGUUUAUAAAGAUCUCUUUAAGAGUAAUGGUUACCUCAAAACAUCCUCGGCUGCACUCUCAUCCUACUGCUUGAAACGAAGAGUUAACUAUGAAAACGGCAAUCAGAUCUUGUGGCCGUUCACUGCGAUAGGGAAAGUAAAUCCUCUUAAUUAUCGUUGUGAAAUAUCUGGUAACAGGUUACAACCAGGUCACUGUCGUUGGAACUACACACACGGAGCUACAAUAGAUUUCGAUCCCUUCAGAUGCAAGAGGUUCGAGUAUUGUCCCCGUCACUACACCGGCGUCGCUGACCGUAUUUGUCUCUCUUACACCUCUCCAGACACUUGGGAAACUGGAUUUAAGGCUAUAUAUAAAAAUAAAUUACAGAGAGGCAUUCUCGAUUCCUUCGAAUUCCAUCGAGCGGAACGAGGGGAGUCUUCAGUUUACGAAAUAGUGAAGCAGCUCCUGAAGACGAUGGGAUAUAACCGAGUGUGGCUGCCGGUUAGGAGAAUUGUGUCCUGGGCUCCUCUUACUUACAUGGGCCCUGGAAUUUCAGACUUCCCGUAUUCACACUACGAGGGGUCGCACCUUGUAAAUAUAUCGUGGGCUCCACAUCAUCCUCUCCCUAGAGAAGACUGUUUAGCCCUAGACAUGGAGAGGAAUGAGAUUUUUACUCACUCUUGUGAUAUAGCUCUUCCGUUUGUUGCUCUCCUAGACGUGUAUAGACUAAAGAAUAUAAGAGACUCGAAUUUAGAAUUAAAUGUACUCAAAUUAAUUACUGAUACUCCAGCUUGUAAUCAUGGCUGGCAUUCUACUGUACUUCAAAGUAAUCCAGAUGUAUGCUUUAAAAUGUUCAUGAAUGUUGGAAACCUCACGUGGCAUGAAGCUAAUAAGUUUUGCCAGGAAAGGGAUGCUCAGUUGGCCUCCCCCAGUGUUGGAUUUUUAGACUGGGUGUUUAGACAGUAUUUAUACAACAACAGUGUGGAUGCUGUGUGGAUGAAUGCAGAGUUAGUAUCACCUGGUAGCCCAGGCGAGACAGAUUCACCGGCAGAUAUGAUAAACUGGAAGGCCAAUACAGAUUAUAAUCUACCGUACUCUGUGUUCAGCACUGACGGCUGGUACAAAAAAGGGGAAAGUGUAGUCUUAUCAAAUGUCUUGUGCCAGAAGGAGCCCCAGUUAGUCUUACCAACACAAGUUAAGGUCUAUAAGAUGAAUGAUUCAUCCUUAACUGUGUGUGUGUAUGUCAGUGACGAAGAUAAGGUGGAUAAUCUGAAGUGCUUUGUGAACGGUAAAGUAACCAAGCUUAGACAAGUAAGUGAUUUGGAGUGUGUAAAUGUUAUAGAUAGUUUGAGUCAAGGCUAUUAUCAGUGUCAUGCGUGGAUGUGGAGCCCCUUUCAGUUUGUGCAGUCUAACAUCCUAAUCAAUAGAGGAUUCAGAACUUUGACGUUCGCCGUGAAACUCUCUCGGGUAAUUGACUACACACCCAGACUACAUGAUGCUACAUUCAUUCCUAUCGCCCACCAAGAGCUGAAUUCAAUUCGAUGUGUGUCUGCCUUUAUGACAAAAAUUGAAAAAGAAUUUAAAAAGCAGGGACUUUUUUAUGUGGAAAUAAAAGCUGAUAAUUUUUUUCACAUGCCAAAUGAAUCAGCGCAAGGUCUAUAUUACAACUUUCAUGUGGAAUUUAAAUUAAUUGAUGAUGCACUUCCAAUGAUAACAGAGUGGGACACGUUUGAAACCUUAGCAGAAAUAUUUGAGACUGAGGGAAAUUUCUCCGGGUGUAUCUUAAACAACAUAACAAGUACUCACGGAUGCGUCAGCGAUGUUACUCUAGAUUAUGGGAUCACUGAGAAAAAUCUCACUUGGCCGAAAACAGAGGGUAGCGUCGUAGUGCUGCCUAAGGAGUUGUGUGUCAACCCAAAGGGAGAACCUAUCACUCGCGAGUGUGUGGGAGACUUCCUGGUUGGCUACUACUGGGAAAGACCCUCUGAAGCCUGCACUGGCCACCCCUCUAAUAUCACCAAGCAGCUGUGGGAAAUUACUUCGACCAAUUCAUCUUCUAGCCCGAGUAUAACUACUCUCUCCACUCUAACUGCCAAUGGAAGUUCACUUAAACCGAUUGAUAUACAUUUUGUUGCUACCAAGUUUCAGUCUUUAUCAAAUGAAAAGACGCUCCUUGAACAUGAUUUGGAAGAAAUUGUAGAAACACUUAAUAACGUCAUGAAAGCCGAUGCUGAGGCAUUUGAGAAUGUUCAGAGAAAAUUAAACUCCUCAAGUAUUCUCUUUGAAGCUUUUGAGAACAUUACCUUUAAAGUGAAGCUUCCUGAAAAUGAAGGCGACCAAAAGUUGAAAGCCUUCAGGGAACUAGUAUCUGUCGAACGUAUAGAUUUAGAAAUAAAUUCCACCGUCAUUGGUUACAAGGCCAAGGUAGGAGGGCACGAGGAAGAAACGGUAAACAUCGAUACCAAAAUGAACCUGCAGGAUAGUGACGUCGCCAUUAUCUUCCCUCCCAACCUCACUUGGAUUGUUGCUUCAGACUCUGGAAGACUCGCUAAAAUACAGAUUAACAAGAAGCAGAAGAUCCAGUUAACUUUUGCAGUUUACAGAAAUCCAAAGUUAUUUCAAGACCGCGAAUCCUUUCCUAAUUAUUCAGUCAACAGUCAUAUUAUUCAAGCCACAUACGGCGGUAAAAUUAUAAAUAAUCUCAAAGAACCAAUUAAACUAAUCUUCAGACCUUCCAGACAAGGAAACGACACUAAAUGUGUGUACUGGGAUUUUAAAAAGAAUGCAGGAAGAGGUGGCUGGUCAAGCGAGGGAUGCUGGAUGGACGAGCCAGAAGGUAACCUCACUGUUUGUUAUUGCAACCACUUAACUUGUUUUGCUCAACUUAUGAACUACAGUGAUGAUGUAUUUGAAGGUAUUCAUGCUCUUGUUCUAGACAUUAUAACCAUAAUCGGGUGUUGCUUAUCGAUUGUUAGCCUCUUACUAGUGUUCAUUACAUUCUUCUUAUUUAAGAAAUGGAGACGCCCUUUAAGCAACAAGAUUCUGGUCAACUUGUCUUUCUCUGUUUUUUGUAGCAUAGUGAUUUUCUUAGCAGGUAUUGAUCAAACCUGGAAUGUGAUCUUGUGUCGUAGUGUUGCUGUUGCUCUUCACUACUUUAUCCUGGCAUCUUUUGGUUGGAUGCUGGUAGAGGCGGUGCACCAGUAUCUUAAGUUUGUCAAGGUGGUAGGCACUUACAUCCCCAGGUUCAUGUGGAAAGCGUCAGUGACUGCUUGGGGCGUGCCUGUGCUGCCAAUUAUCGUCGUUCUUGUAUUCGACAGUACAUUGUAUGACAGUGGAAAUGACUACAAUCCUGAUACUAAAAUCUGCUGGAUGUCCAGUGAGGGUUUCAAGUAUGCUUUCUUACCCCCAUUGGCACUGACUAUGAGCGUCAACUUAAUCAUGUUCUGUCUCAUUAUCUAUGGCGCCACCUGUGGUCGGGUUCGCGUGACCUCAACUAUGUCAGACAAAAAUCUUUUCUUAAGCCAGCUGAGGAUGGCAAUAUGCGUAUUUUUUCUCCUUGGUUUCACUUGGAUUUUUGGAAUCCUGGCCAUUUGGAAAGGACGCUUGCUAUUCUCUUACCUCUUCUGCAUUUUCAACACUCUUCAAGGAUUCUUCAUUUUUAUGUUUCAUGUCUUUCGGGAACGCAGCGCCAGACGACUCUGGAGAGAAUUUCUUUCUGUUAUUACAAAGAAUAUGACAUCCUCAGAACAAGCAAAUUCUCAGAAUAUAAAUAAUUCUAUGCAAUAUAAAGGCAACUUAAACAGCGUUACCUAUAACCAGGGAGGAGAGAUCAGUAUUCACCCUCGCAGAUCUCCCCUUCCGAGGGUCAAAGGAAGUGUGCGAUCCACUGGUACUACAUCCACUCUUUUACAGUCUCUGGGUAGUAUUAAACCCUGAACAUAUUUACUCUUCUUUUUCCUGACUUGGCCUCAUGCCUACAACUUUUUGUUCCCGCACAGCACUUUCUUAUACAUCACUGCUGAGAAGCAUCCUUCCGUUCCAAAGCACUUUUACCUAUGACUGCGAAGCACUUGAUGUGUGCAAAUGAGAUUAGUUUGUGCAGUCACUUGCUCCACUAGUUAUUCUCGUGUAGAUAUGAACUUUCUUCGUCUUGUAAAGCCACUACAUUAACAGACAGGCUGCGGCCUAGUUUUUUAAGUUUCUCAUUUCAAGUAAAAUAUGUGUAGUAAUUCAGUAGAUAAAAAGACACAUAAAAAGCCUAAGGACUUUAGUAUAACGACUUUUCUAUCGAUAAAGUUUUAAUCUAAUUUAUGUUUUUUUUUUUUUUUAAUCCGCUCGUCCUCGUAAGCAAUGUCAGAUUUUUUUUAACCGUAGAUGUCCAUUGUGUGACUCUGAGACUGAAAAUAACCUCAUCAUUUGAAGGUGUAUGUUAUACCCCGCUCAAUGGGUACCAUUUUCACUUCAUGCUUCAAACAUUUUUAUUGUCUUUAUGCAUCAUUGAAUUCACUGGCACUGUGCUAUAUUUAUUUUUUGCUAAGAGACUAUGCUUUCACCUAACCUAAAUAAUAUGUACAUUUAAGGCUAACUAGGAGAAUCGUUAGCCAGCUUCGUGUUAUUGCUUUGUUUAUAUAUUAUGUACAUAAAACAGAAAUAUACUUAAAAUCUUAUAUAAGAAAACAACUGAUUUAAGAGAACGAGUGGGUUCGCUACCUCCUGCAGUAGUAAUAGAGUGGAGCAUCAGGGUUGAUGACGCCCCUCAAGGGAGGAACCUUGAGGAUCUAGAGCCCCUUGAGGGGCUCUAGAUCCGAAGAAUUAGACCUGACCUCUUUCUUGUAUCGACCUGAUUCUCUUCCAUUUCCUCUAGCUGUGAGAUCUCCGUUUACAUCUUAUUAUGUCAGAUUCCCUGUCCCUAUGUGAGAUAGACACCUUAUUACCACCAUGCCUACAUGAUCAUCACAUUAACACCAGGGAAAUCUCUCAUAACACUUUCUGAGAACAUAGUUGCAUAAGAAUACAUGUGUUUAGAAAUAGUUGAUUUCAUGGGCUUAGUAAUAGAAGUGACCAUUAACACAGUUUAAUAUCUUUAUUAUACACCCCAUACCCAUCCUGUGGGCGGUAGUCAAAGGAUUACAGAGGUACAUUAUGGGUCCAGGGACUAGGCCCCAAAGUUUUGAUAGCUAAACAAGUUACAAAGGUAAUGAACUUCAGGCAGAUCUGGUCACAAUCAUGACCAAGUUACAAAGGUAAUGAAUCAUCUACACGUCUAUACAUGGUUAUAAUCAUAAACAAAUUACAUACCCGAAAUGCUCUGCAUAUGAAGGGGCUUUUAACAUGUACACCCAACUGUUAUAUUCCUCUGUAUAACCAUGUAAUUUGUUAAAAUAAAUAUCUUUAUCUCAUUUUUACCACGGAUUAGUUGUCUCCAUUUCUAUUCCACAAUAUAUCUCUUGCUAGAUUUGGUACACUGUACCACUUAAUUUAUUAACACGCAUGCAACCAUGUUCUUAAAGACACGUAUAUAGUUAGAUACUCAAUAUAAAAAUACCGAUCCUAAUCAGGUAUUGCUCAGGUAUGAAAGGAAGAGAUGACACGAAAAUAACAUAAAUGUUUUACUAAACUAAAAAGAGGAGUAAAAGAGUAAAUCAAGAGGAGUCAAGAUGACAAUUAUUUACUGAAUAAACAAAGGGAAUGAGUACACCAUUACAUUACACAUCAUAUAAUUCUCUCCUCUCUCUCUCUCUCUCUCUCUCUCUCUCUCUCUCUCUCUCUCUCUCUCUCUCUCUCUCUCUCUCUCGCGCGCGCGC